This is a messenger RNA of Cryptomeria japonica (Japanese cedar), 1530 nucleotides long. Its product is annotated as putative UPF0481 protein At3g02645. The transcript is spliced from 2 exons. Bases 1 to 1530 code for a protein of 509 amino acids. Lineage: Eukaryota; Viridiplantae; Streptophyta; Pinopsida; Cupressales; Cupressaceae. The record is from RefSeq and is a predicted model, not a curated record.
AUGGAAUUAAAGAACGCCGAAGAAGUAAAGUUCGAUCAGGAUCUCUGGCUUAUUCAAAUAAAGGAAGGUCUGCAAAUACGUGGCAAGCAAAAAGAAGAAAAGGAGAUUUGCAUAUCCGUUUUUGAUGUGCCCAAGGAGUUGUUGGCAAUGACGCCAGAAGCGUAUAUUCCGCAGUGCGUCUCCAUUGGACCAUAUCACCAUUCUAGAUCACAGCUGUACGAAAUGGAGAGAUAUAAAGUAUCUGCUGUGCGAAGGUUUGAGAAGACGCUAACCGGUGGCUGCAAGUUCGAAUCAGUAGUGGAAGAAGUGAAGAAGUACGACUGGCAGUUCAGGAACUGCUACCACAAAUAUCUCGACUACAAGAAGGAAACCCUGACAUGGCUUAUGGCUCUUGACGCCUCCUUCGUGCUUGACUGCUUGCAGUUCCAAGUCGAACGGGCAGACCAGCCUUCUUCACAAGUGUCUUCCCACGGUAAGCCACUGGGCAGAGUUUUGGAUCCAACUGGGAGGAGCGCAAUCCACAAUGCGAUUAUGAGAGAACUGAUGAUGCUAGAGAAUCAGUUACCUUUGUUUCUCUUGCAGAAGCUGCUCGAAAUGGAGUUGGGUUCUCAAGAUAAGGCGGAAGAAAGUCUCUGCAAAUUGGUGACUCGCGCCUACAUGAACGAUACCAUUUCUAAGAAGAAUGAUGACGGGAAUGUCCUGUCCCCGGAUUCAACGUACAUAACGCGUGCUCUGAAAGCUUUAUGGAAGGCCCUCUCUUCGUUAGAAAUCAGCCUUGAUCAACUUGUCUCGGCACUCCCUGAGGGUGUCUUGAAAGGAAAGACUGUCCAGUUGGUGACACAGAUGUCCACGCAUCUUGUUUCCGCUUUUGAAACUCUUUCAAUUAAGCGCAAAGAUGAAAUUGAUGAGGAAAAAGAUGAGGAGAGAGGAUAUUCCUCUGCGGAAACUCCUCCUACGCGUGAUGAAUUAGCGAUUCCCUCCGUCUCCAAUUUAUACUCAGCAGGAGUAAAAUUCCUUCCAACCGAGGGAGACCUUACCACAAUUCGCUUCGACCCGAGGACUGCAACUCUUUAUCUUCCCAAAUUGAGGUUAGAUUCGAGCACGGAAGUAGUUCUCAGGAAUUUGGUGGCGUUCGAAGCUUCGGCGGCUCCUGGUGAUUUGAUCUUCACUCGUUAUAGUGAUUUCAUGAACGGCAUCAUCGACAAAGAGGAAGAUGUUCGGCUUCUGAGAAAAAGCGGGAUUAUCUACAAUCAUCUGGCAGACGACGGGAAAGUGGCAAGCCUGUGGAAUGGCUUGGGUAAAUGUGUGAAAUUGACGAAAGUAAAACAUUUGGAUCAAGUUAUAGCGGAUGUGAACAAGCAUUAUCACAAGAGAUGGCGCGUUGCUGUUAAGAACAACAUAAGCAAAUACAUAAUUGGUUCAUGGGAGCUCCUCACUGUUGUGGCCGCAGGGAUACUUUUGCUCCUCACUUGCUUAGAGGCUUUUUGUUCUGUGUAUGAGUGUAAACAUUGGUGGAACAACACUAGUUAA